AUGUACGUUUCGCCAAAUUUUCAAGUAAGACAUCGAUUUUGAUAAAUAAUUUCAUUAUAAUAUUAUUAAAGUAAAAAAAAAUUGGCAAAAAAACGGAGGCUAGAAAUUCAAUUGUAAUUCAGUCGCUACGAGACCCAUAUGUGCGCCUUUGACUUUGUUUCUCUGCCCAAUGGAGUGGUCUCGAAACGGUGUUAGUGACGCAGAGGAAUGCCGUACUUGUGGAAUUUCUGGCCUCUCUUUUUUUGCCAAUGUUUUUUAAUUUGAUAGAAGUUAUCAAAAAUUUGAAAAAUGCUUCUCUCAUCUCUAACACCCUCCCAAAUUUCCAGCAUCUCUCAACACCUCUCGGCUUCUUCCUCGGCUUCUCCGUCAACGCCUCCAUCAACAUUUGGUGUCUCGUCGCAUCGCAAUGCGCGCCCAAAAAUCAAGCCGGCACCUGCUCCGCGUUCAUCAGCUUCAUCGCCGCAGCCGGCUCAAUAUUCGCUGGCUCACCAAUGGCAAUCAUCGUCGACAAAUUCGGCGGCUCUCAAUUCGGCUUCCAACAAUUGCUCAUCUUACAAAUCGUGUUCGUCCUAUCACUUUCAAUCCUCAAAAUACCAUUAACAUUAUAA
This is a messenger RNA of Caenorhabditis angaria, 608 nucleotides long. The record is from the annotation of a GenBank genome assembly. NCBI's taxonomy places the organism in Eukaryota, Metazoa, Nematoda, Chromadorea, Rhabditida, Rhabditidae.